Anopheles cruzii is the source of this 687-nucleotide messenger RNA. RefSeq lists its product as uncharacterized. NCBI's taxonomy places the organism in Eukaryota, Metazoa, Arthropoda, Insecta, Diptera, Culicidae. The record is from RefSeq and is a predicted model, not a curated record. The coding region runs from base 1 to 687 and encodes 228 amino acids. The transcript has 3 exons.
AUGAAACUGUUCCCCAACUACACGCCUCCGAUUCCGCCCCACCAUCACCUCGGUGAGAAUGGUGGGUUGCCGGGGGGUGGUGGUGGUGGCCCCGCCAACCACCACUAUCACCAGAUCACCUACCAAACGCACCAGCAAACGCUCGCUCCGCUCCGACUCAACCAGGACCACUUCCUGCCGCGGGACAAGACGAAUACCAUCGGAGGUGGUGGUGCAGGAGGUCCGUCGUGUCCGCGGUCUGGCCAGCAGCAGCAGCAGCAGGCCAAGUAUCAGACCCACCACCAUCAUCACCACGGCCACCCGAAUGGUGGCGCGACCACCACCAGCCGUCGCGACGAAGACGACGAAGGAUCGGACCGGGAAGACGAUGAUACGCUGGAUGUCAACGGGAGUGGCGGCGGUGGUCAGGAUGAUGAGGGUAGUGGCGACAGUGCCGACAGUCCCAGUGAGGCCACGUCACCACCGCAGAGCCCCCUGCCACCGGAGCUACCGAUCCGCAACGGGUUGCUUCCGCCACCGCCGAGCUACAGCGCGGCGAACCUAGAACUGAACCACAUCAACAACAACAACGCGGAUCCGCGAGGCCGCGGAACGUCCCCUUCGCCACCGACGCCACCAUCCUGCACACCGCCGCCACCGGCCGGUAGCGGCCGGAAGACACUGUCGUCCGUGAGGCACUAUCACUAG